AACCCUCUCGAAACCGUCGUUACUCUGCAAUUCUGUCAAAAUUCUCACUAUCCGUCUUCAUCUUCUCAAAUCAAUCAAACAAAUUUAACAAAAAUCGCAUCAAACUAACCAUGAGGAAACGCGAUUUAGCGAUCCUUAUGCUCGCCGCAUUCGCUAUUUUCUUUUCACUUCAGCAUGAAGGUGAUUUUUCGUUUAAGGAAGCAUGGUAUCAUUUAUCGGAUGAAUAUCCGAUUAAAUACGAAGGCGAGCGGCUUCCGCCUCCGAUUGUUUCGGAUCUUAACGGAGAUGGAAAGAAAGAGGUCCUUGUGGCUACUCAUGAUGCUAAAAUUCAGGUUCUUGAGCCUCAUUCAAGGCGAGUGGAUGAAGGGUUUAGUGAGGCUCGUGUUCUUGCAGAGGUGAGCCUUUUACCUGAUAAGAUCCGUGUUGCUUCUGGUAGACGAGCAGUGGCCAUGGCAACUGGAGUGGUUGAUCGAAGUUUUAAACGUGGUCAAGUACAAAAGCAGGUGUUGGUUGUUGUGACAUCAGGUUGGUCUAUUAUGUGUUUUGAUCACAACCUUCAAAAGCUAUGGGAAACAAACGUUCAGGAGGAUUUUCCUCACAAUGCUCACCAUAGGGAGAUAUCUAUCUCUGUAAGUAAUUAUACGCUAAAACAUGGAGAUGCCGGGCUUGUGAUCGUUGGCGGACGGAUGGAGAUGCAGCCACAUAUGCACCUUGAUCCUUUUGAAGAAAUUAAGAUGGCCGAGGAAAGUGCCGAUCAGCAUAGAAGAAGUGCAAGUGAAAAAGAAUCUGAAGCAGCUGCAGCUGUGGAUUUACGCCAUUUUGCAUUUUAUGCUUAUGCUGGACGAACUGGUACGCUCCGAUGGAGUAGAAAGAACGAGAACGUGGAAGCAGCUCCGUCAGAUGAAUCUCCACUAAUUCCACAACAUAAUUAUAAGCUUGAUGUACACGCACUCAAUAGACGUCAACCAGGAGAGUUUGAAUGCAGGGAAUUCAGAGAAUCAGUCCUCGGAAGUAUGCCACAUCACUGGGAUAGGCGGGAGGAUACAAUGCUACAGUUGGCACACUUCAGGCGCCACAAAAGGAAGGCAGUGAAGAAAACCCCUGGAAAGACUUCAAAUUACCCAUUCCACAAGCCAGAGGAAAACCAUCCUCCAGGGAAGGAUUCGUCCAAAAAGAUUUCGAAUUUGAUUGGUAAAGCUGCAAAUUUUGCUAAUACAGCCAAGACUAAGAAGGCAUCACCUUAUGUUCCUACAAUUACAAACUACACACAGCUGUGGUGGGUACCUAAUGUUUUGGUGGCUCAUGAAAAGGAAGGGAUUGAGGUUUUGCAUUUGGCAUCGGGGCGCACAUUAUGCAAGCUUCACCUUCAAGAGGGCGGUUUGCAUGCUGAUAUCAAUGGAGAUGGAGUUCUUGAUCAUGUCCAGGCUGUUGGUGGAAAUGGUGCUGAGCAAACUGUUGUUAGUGGAUCAAUGGAUGUGCUAAAACCUUGUUGGGCUGUUGCAACCUCUGGAGUACCAGUACGAGAGCAACUCUUUAAUGUUUCCAUAUGUCAUCACUCUCCUUUCAACCUAUUCCCACAUGGAGAAUAUUCUAGAAGCUUUGGACGAGCUCUAGAUGUAAAUUCUCUUGAGGUGGCAACACCAAUCCUCAUCCCAACAAAUGAUGGCCAUAAACAUCGCAAGGGCAGUCAUGGAGAUAUUGUUUUUCUGACUAAUCGUGGGGAGGUAACUGCUUACUCUCCAGGGCUGCAUGGGCAUGAAGCUGUUUGGCAAUGGCAGAUGUUGACCGGUGCAACAUGGUCAAACCUCCCAUCCCCAUCAGGAAUGACAGAUGCUGGUUAUGUGAUCCCCACUCUCAAAUCGAUUAAUUUGCGGAUGCAUGAUAAUCAGCAUUUGAUCUUAGCAGCAGGAGAUCAAGAGGCCGUUGUGAUUUCUCCAGGAGGAAGUCUACUGACAACUAUUGACCUUCCUGCACCACCAACUCAUGCUUUGGUUGAUGCUGACUUUUCAAAUGACGGGUUAACGGAUCUCAUUGUUGUUACUUCAAAUGGUGUGUAUGGGUUCGUCCAAACAAGGCAACCCGGUGCUCUCUUCUUUAGCACACUUGUUGGUUGCUUAAUCGUUGUGAUGGGAGUUAUAUUCGUUACCCAACACUUAAAUUCAAUCAAGGGGAAACCUCGAGCUCCAUCAGGCCACAUUUAGAACUCAUGGUACUAGUCUUGACUGAAAUGUUGAUAUUCUGAACACAUGGAAUUAGAGACAAUACUCAUACAUCUACUAAAAGAUUGACCAGAGAUCUCUACAAAAGUGAGUCAACAAUGAACUAUUUUUAAUUUUUAUGCUAGUAUGAUGUAGCAAAGCCUUAGAAUUUCUUUAAGUUGGUCAUUGAAUAUCAGUCUGCUAUAUAGCUCAUAUGUAUGAGAUUGUAGUAUAAGAGGAUUUUGUACAAACUCUGCGUACUCCUUUCAUAUCAUAGCACAUUAAGAUAUCAAGUUAUGUGAUCUACUUUUGUCCCA
Messenger RNA from Erigeron canadensis, 2515 nucleotides. RefSeq lists its product as uncharacterized. NCBI's taxonomy places the organism in Eukaryota, Viridiplantae, Streptophyta, Magnoliopsida, Asterales, Asteraceae. The transcript is spliced from 13 exons. The record is from RefSeq and is a predicted model, not a curated record. The coding region runs from base 111 to 2201 and encodes 696 amino acids.